CCCAUUUCUAAGCAAUUCUUCCAUCCUCUCUAUCUCUCUCUCUACUUAAACAACCACCAAACCUUUUGGCCAUCAUUAUUCUUCAGAGAAAUUAAGAAGUCGUUCCUCUCCCUCUCUCAAAGUUCGCCCAUCUUAGUACUGCUUUCUCGUCCAGACACGUUUAACUUUAUUCGAGCCGUGCACGAUGGGAAACAGCCUAGGAUCCAAGCACAGGAGAGCCAAGGUGAUGAAGCUCGACGGCGAGACCUUCAAGCUCAAGACCCCGGUUCGAGCCGGGGACGUCCUGAAGGACCACCCGCCGGGCCACUGCCUCCUCGAGUCCGAGUCGGUCAAGCACUUCGGCUCCCGGGCCAAACCGCUCGAACCAGACCAGAACCUGCUCCCCAAGCGGCUCUACUUCCUCGUGGAGCUCCCCAAAACUGGGCCCGCCGCGUCCGUGGGCCGGGCCGCGAACCCGAGGAGGGUUUGGUCGGGCCCAAUGAACCUCACCGCCAGGGACAGGCUGGAGAACCUGAAGCUGGCCAGGAGGUCGGCCUCCGACCUCUCGGCGCUGAUGACGCCCGCGGCGGUGGCCGGCAGCGUCACCGUGGCGGACGGCGGCGCCGGGGAGGAAGCCGGGACGGUGAGGGUGAAGGUGCGGCUGCCGAGGGCGGAGGUGGAGAGGCUGAUGAGGGAGAGUAAGGACGAGGGUGAAGCCGCGGCGAGGAUUAUGGAUCUUUGCGCUGGUGGUGGACGGAGUGGUGAAGUUGGCGGCGGUGGAGGAGAAGGGAGCGGCAGCGCCGUCGGCGCCGGCGGCGGGGGGAGCAGUGCUCGACGACGUGACGGCGUGAUGAAGAAACGUGUGAGUUUCUUGCCGAUCAAUGAAGCAGAGAUGCAGAUAGCCGUGGCCUCCUACUAGCUAGCGAGCUAGUUACAUUAAUAAUGGAUGAUUAAGUAAGAUGCAUUUGUUUGUAAUAAUUAAGCAAAGAAAAUGAGGCCACUAAUUAAUUUACAGUAAGCAAUUAAGUAGUCUCUCAACUUUUUCCAGCCUUCGAACUCUCAUGGGAACCAAAGCAUGCUUGUAAUGUAAGUUCCCUUUUGCUUGUCUCAGUGGUUUAGGUUUUUGUGUAUAUAGGCCAGAUUGUAUAGAGAUACAGCAAAGCGGUCCCGUUUUGGGGUCUCUUGAGAGUUAUGAAAGAGCUUCUUUUUUGUGAGAGAUAUGUAUGCAUUUCAUUGUAGCCCUACUUCUACAUGUCUUGUAAUUUGGGAUUUACAUACAUACAU
Molecule: messenger RNA, 1263 nt
Organism: Linum tenue
Lineage: Eukaryota; Viridiplantae; Streptophyta; Magnoliopsida; Malpighiales; Linaceae
Source: the annotation of a GenBank genome assembly